UGCUUUCAUGCAAUGUUUCUUUUUAAUGAAAAAGAAAGAUACCCUUAGACGGGUUAAUUUUCAAAGGGCUAGUCAUUUUGCCCCUGAAAGGCUAUUUUUCAAAGUUGUUUGAUAGCCAACGUUUUAUUUUAAUUUUAUUUUUAUUUAAACCCGCCCUCAAAAAACUUGAAAUGCAGUGAGGCAGCUUGCUAAUAUUUUUAUUUCACAGAGACAUCUGUUACUCCUGCUGACAAAUGUACCACUCUGCCAAGAAAGUUUAAAAAAAAAAACCAGCAUGUAAUUGAUGUUAUCCCAAGAAAGCGCUAUCUCCACCCCUUUCAGCUCCAAGCCCUUCAGGUAAAAGAAAAAAAAAUAUCUUUCAAGAAUUUGUUGCCUUUUUGAGGGUUAAUACAUCAGAAGAGAAGCUUGUCUCGCCUUGGCCAAUCAGAACUCGGCUCUGGCAGCUAUAAUAUAGAACUAAAGGCAGACUCCUCUCACAAGCGUCUCUAGCCUUGCUACCAUUAAAAUCAGACCCUUUUUGUCUCUCGAUUGCUGUCUCACGACCAAACUCCGAUGUGUUCCGUUAUCAGCGACCUAAAGCCUGCCAUUCCAACACCUGCCUUGCUAGGGAUCGGUGGAUAGUAUACGAUUCAGAACGCAGACAAGGACGUAGGAAGAGAGAGAUCUAGAGAGACAGCCAGGGAUAGACACAGAGAGCUUUGAAGUAAUUGGAUUCAAUGGACGAAAUGCUGCUGUUGACAAGAAUUCUGUUGGUGGGCUUCCUCUGCGUUCUCUUGGUCUCCUCUGGGCUGACUUGUGGACCAGGCAGGGGUAUUGGAAAAAGGAGACACCCCAAAAAACUGACCCCUUUAGCCUAUAAGCAGUUUAUUCCCAAUGUGGCAGAGAAGACCCUAGGGGCCAGUGGAAGAUAUGAAGGGAAGAUCUCAAGAAACUCGGAGAGAUUUAAAGAACUAACCCCAAAUUACAACCCUGACAUUAUUUUUAAGGAUGAAGAGAACACUGGAGCUGACAGACUGAUGACUCAGAGAUGCAAAGACAAGCUGAACGCCCUGGCGAUCUCGGUGAUGAACCAGUGGCCCGGAGUGAAGCUGAGGGUGACCGAGGGAUGGGAUGAAGAUGGGCACCACUCCGAGGAGUCGCUGCACUACGAGGGCCGGGCCGUAGACAUCACUACCUCGGACAGGGACCGCAGCAAGUACGGCAUGCUGGCUCGGCUGGCGGUAGAGGCUGGCUUCGACUGGGUCUACUACGAGUCCAAGGCCCACAUCCACUGCUCCGUCAAAGCUGAGAACUCGGUGGCAGCCAAGUCGGGCGGCUGCUUCCCGGGCUCGGCCACGGUGCACCUGGAGCAGGGCGGCACCAAGCGGGUGCGGGACCUGAGCCCCGGGGACCGCGUGCUGGCGGCGGACGCGCAGGGCCGGCUGCUCUACAGCGACUUCCUGGCCUUCCUGGACCGCGAGCACGGCGCCCCCAGGCUCUUCUACGUGAUCGAGACGCGGCAGCCGCGGGCCCGCCUGCUGCUCACCGCCGCCCACCUGCUCUUCGUGGCCCCCCCGCACAACCUCUCCCAGCCCCAGCCCCCGGCCCCGGCCCCGGCCCCGCCCGGGGCGGCCCGCAGCCGCGCGCUCUUCGCCAGCCGCGUGCGGCCGGGCCAGCGGGUCUACGUGCUGGGCGAGGGCGGCCGGCGGCUGCUGCCCGCCGCGGUGCACAGCGUGUCCCUGCGGGAGGAGGCGUCGGGGGCCUACGCGCCGCUCACGGCCCAGGGCACCAUCCUCAUCAACCGGGUGCUGGCCUCCUGCUACGCCGUCAUCGAGGAGCACAGCUGGGCGCACUGGGCCUUCGCCCCCUUCCGCCUGGCCCACGCCCUGCUGGCCGUGCUCUCCCCCGGCGCCGCCCCGCCCGAGGCGGAGCCCGCCCCGCCGGGCCUCCACUGGUACUCUCGCCUCCUCUACCGCAUCGGCAGCUGGGUGCUGGACAGUGACUCCCUGCACCCGCUGGGCAUGGCCGUGCCGUCCAGCUGAGAGCCCCCGCAGCCCCGAGAGCGAGCGAGCGGGGGGGGAGGGGGGGACGCGGAGGAAAAAGAAAAGGGGGAAAAAUGUUUUAAAGGAGAGCACGGCUUGAGACAAAAUAAUAAUAAUAAUAAUAACAAUAAAAAUAAUCAAAGUAGGACCGUCCAAAGUAGACUUCAAGGAAAACAAAGCCCCGGGACGUUGAGUUCUGUUUAGGUUAUAAAUAUAUAUAUAUAUAUAUAUAUAUAUAUAUAUAUUUUUUUAUUUGGUUGGUUAUUUUGUUCUGUUCUCUUGCUUGCUCUGUUUUUUCUCCUCUCCUGGAUAUUUAUUGGUUUUGUAUUUUAAAUAGAGGUUUUAAAAUGGAUAUGAACCGGACCUUCAAGAGCCUUAAGAAGUUUCUUUGAUAAUUUAUUAUCGCCUGAACUGCACUCACAGGGGAAAACGUUAUUUUGUGAGGCCAAGCAAAACUGCGCAGAGUCUAUUUUUCUACAUGUCACACGUCUCCUGACUUUCAGAAAGCAAAAUUCUGUACUUUCCCAUCCCUCCAUUGCAAUGCUCCUUCUGUUCAGCAAGUCUUAAACACAAACAAAAAAGACAAACUUCAUGGGGUCCAUAAAUUAUAUUUUUGUACACAGAAUUGUAAAUUAGAUUUUUUUGAGAGAUCAAUACUUAACUUGAAUCACAUUUCGUUUUUGAAAUAGUGUAAAAUAUGAGAAUAUAUUAUUUUAAUUUAAAUAGUUUCAACUGUAACAUCAUUUCCUGUAUUUUUCAUGUUUCGUAAAUAUUUUGCUUUGUAAAAACACUAUUUGGGCCACGCUCUUGGAAGUCAAGACUGUUACACAAACUUUUUAUUUACAAAACAGUAAGAAACUUUGUUAUUUUGAACGUCAAAAAAAAAAGAAAGAGAAAGAAAGAAGAAAUGUAUGAGAAAAUAAUAUUUUUUAAAAAGCGCACAUGGCGGUGAUUCUGUGACGAUGGAGAGGGUAGUUUGUACAGAGGGGGAAAACGGAUGUUUUGCAUUAAUAAAUGGAGAAAUAACUGCUGUAAAUUUACUAAAAUGUAUUUUUGAAUAUUUUGUAAUAGUUUUAUAGAAAUAAAAGUGUGCCGUGCACAGUCUGGUUAGUGUAUAAUAACUAAGAGUUCCUGGUGCAUCCCCUUUUUUUUCUUUUUUGCUUAUUGGUUUAGCAAACGGGAUACCUACAGAAAUGCCCAUUGUUUUCUUUAGAUGUGUUGCUUACACUUUGAAUUCUGCUAAACUUGAGGAAGUAACCAAAUACAUCACAUCAGCUCUUGGGAAACCUCAUAUUUGGUGUACUAACAGUAGAACCUCACUUAUUCUCACUAAUGACUGGCGGGCACAUUUUGGAUUACUGCAGUCUGAACCAAAUCUUGCCACCCUUUCUCAGGCAAAGCUCCACUGUUCCAGAUUCUGUGUCACUUAAGAACUCAUCCAAAGACCACUGAAGGCAAUGGGAAUCUUUCCAUUGGCUUCUCAGAGGAGUACAUUGGACUGUUAAGGCAAGCUAAUCUGCAAGUGAACUAUGGUACCCAGGAAGAGCCCCAGUGAUUUCUAUUAAUCUGCAGAAAUGGGGUUCUAAACUGAUGUAAAUCUGGUGCAGCCACAGUUACUCUGGAUUCACACUGCUGUAGCUGAAAGAAGAAUCUGGCCAGUAGAUUUCAGUGGCUGUCUUGCCUGAGUAAAGAUGCAGGGAUUGGAGCUUUUUU
Dermochelys coriacea (leatherback sea turtle) is the source of this 3734-nucleotide messenger RNA. It is a transcript of the gene SHH, whose product is annotated as sonic hedgehog signaling molecule. The transcript has 3 exons. Gene Ontology annotation, molecular function: patched binding; calcium ion binding. The record is from RefSeq and is a predicted model, not a curated record. NCBI's taxonomy places the organism in Eukaryota, Metazoa, Chordata, Testudines, Dermochelyidae. Bases 717 to 2021 code for a protein of 434 amino acids. Gene Ontology annotation, biological process: multicellular organism development; cell fate specification; regulation of gene expression.